UCCGCCUUAAAGUGGCUUGUGUGGUAAGAGUCUGUCAAACACACAUCAGCUGCUGAGGAGAGAACAAGAUCUGUGAAGCAAACUCUGUUUACUAAGUGAAAGUGGCUGAACUUGACUCAUCCGCAAAACAAACGAAAUAUUUCGAGUCUCUGCCAUGGAUGAAAAUUAUGAGAGCUUCACAGAUGUGUCUGAAGAUUAUUGGGACUUUGAUGGAAAUGAGACCAAUAGCUUUGCGUCUUCAGAAGUGAGGGUGAUCUCUCUGGUCGUCUACUGCUUGACAUUUCUCCUCGGAGUCCCAGGAAACUCGUUCGUCAUAUUCAUCGCAGGAACGAAGAUGAAAAGAACUGUUAAUACAAUCUGGUUUCUCAAUCUAGCCACUGCCGACCUCCUGUGCUGUCUUUCCAUACCGCUAACUGUAGCCGAAAUCCUCCUAGACCACCAUUGGCCAUACGGAUACGCCAUGUGCAAAAUUCUCCCCUCAGUAAUAGUCAUAAACAUGUUCGCCAGCGUUUUUACCUUAAACAUAAUCAGCCUGGAUCGCUUCACACAGGUUAUCACUCCAGUUUGGGCUCAAAAUCAUCGAAGUUUAUUGCUAGCGCGGCUAUCUUGUGUUGCGGUAUGGAUUUUGGCGUUGCUGCUCAGCUUGCCCUUCAUGAUAAUAAGACGAACUUAUGAGGAGUUUAACAUGACAGUUUGCACUUUUGACAUCGAUGACGGUGACUUUACGACAUAUGGAGCUUUGAGCAUCGUCAGGUUUGUGUUUGGCUUUUUAAUUCCUCUAAUAUCCAUCGUGACAUGCUACGGAAUUAUCGCGCGCAAGUUGGGCAGUCGUCAUUUCCGCAGCGGCCGAGCAUUUCGCAUCAUGCUGGCUGUUAUUGUGGCUUUUUUCCUGUGCUGGAUGCCGUAUCACAUGUUGGAUUUGAUACGAAGUUAUGGAGGGGAAUCCAGCUCAUUGGUGGCUUUGAAAGUGGAUCCGUUGGCCAUCUCUUUGGCGUACGUGAACAGCUGUCUGAACCCCGUCCUGUAUGUUUUCAUGGGGCAGGAUUUUAAGAAUAAGGUUCAGCUUUCACUAAGGCGUGUGUUCGAACGGGCUUUCUCUGAGGAGGGAACACAAAUAUCGAGAUCCACACAGUCACAACAAAUGCACUCAGUGUUGUGAAGAUAUUGUACGCUCAAACUUUCAGAGUUUGAUCUGUUUGGCUAAAUUGUCUGUACUGUAUGCACUUUCAAACAAGUCUCUUUCCAUUCGCUCUUAAUUUUUUAAUUGUCUAAUGCAAAUUGCAUCCAAAUGUUUUUGGUGUGUUUUCUGAGGGUAUCCUUCUCUCGUUUAAACUGUAAUUUAAAACUUGCAAAGCACAAGUACACUACCUGACAAAAGUCUUUUUACCUAUUUAAGUUUUAGAAACAGCAAAUAUUAACUUGACUUCUAGUUGAUCAUUUGGUUGAU
Molecule: messenger RNA, 1447 nt
Organism: Danio aesculapii
Lineage: Eukaryota; Metazoa; Chordata; Actinopteri; Cypriniformes; Danionidae
Product: C3a anaphylatoxin chemotactic receptor
Exons: 2
Coding region: 155-1159 (334 amino acids)
Biological process (GO): phospholipase C-activating G protein-coupled receptor signaling pathway; positive regulation of cytosolic calcium ion concentration; complement receptor mediated signaling pathway
Cellular component (GO): plasma membrane
Molecular function (GO): G protein-coupled receptor activity; complement component C5a receptor activity
Source: RefSeq, a predicted model, not a curated record